CCCCUAACACACCUCUUCACAAUGUCGAGGGAGAUACACCACAUCGCUCACAGGAAGCACCCCCUGGUGCUCCGCGACACCGGCAGCAGCUUCCGCUGCGACGGCUGCGGCUGCCUCGGCGUAGGCUCCCACUACCGCUGCGACCUCUGCGACUUCGACAUGCACGAGUUCUGCGCGACCUGCCCGCCGGCCUCGACCUUCGCCUUCCAUGUCCAGCACCCUCUCACCUUCGACCGAGCCGGGUUCCUGGAUGGCUCGGUUACAUGCAGCAUGUGCGAGGAGCCCAUCAAGGGCAUGAACUACAGCUGCUGGGGGUGCGACGUCUGCGUGCACCCUAUCUGCUCUCAGCUGCCACCCACGGCCGUGUCGCCCAUGCACAUGGCGCACACCUUCGUGCUCGCCGUGGGCGCGCCGGUCGAAUGCACGCUCUGUCGCACCAGCUGCCAUGGGCGCUACCAGUGCCUUCCCUGCAACAUCAACUUGCACCCCAAGUGCUUGUUCGGGACUGUCCCGACGCCCGUGACUGUCCCGACGCCGGUUUACAUCCCCAACGACGUCGAUGCCCUCGACAAAAUCGUCAGACGUGUGACACUCCUCAAUUUAAUUUGAUUGUUCAAGAAGUGACAUUGCCUGCCCAACACUCUAAUGUCGUUACCUUGCCUGUCUUGUCUUUGAUUUUCCUUGUUGUAUUAAUAAUAGAGUCAUGCAAGGGAACCUCUCAAUUCAUGCAUUUUUUGUAUGUCUACUUCUGUGCAAAUCAAAAGUGUCAUGCUAUCAAAACU
Molecule: messenger RNA, 782 nt
Organism: Lolium perenne
Lineage: Eukaryota; Viridiplantae; Streptophyta; Magnoliopsida; Poales; Poaceae
Product: protein VACUOLELESS GAMETOPHYTES-like
Source: RefSeq, a predicted model, not a curated record